AGUGAAAAACCAAACUGAAUCAGGCUUCACAAAUCCAACAUGAGAAUUAUUGCUCACAAAGUGAUCCUUAAUCCAUCUAUGAAACGGAGAUGAUCCUGGUUUGUCCUUAAGUAGUCUUCAUCUAACUUAUGGUUUGUUUGUGUGGUGUUCCAUUCUCUACCAAAGGAUAACCAUGAGGAGAAUGACAUGUUGCAAGUUACAUUGGAAUCACAGUGAAGUUAUUAUCAUUCAGUCACAAACUUUGGUCUCUUUAGCUGACCUGCUCUGCUGCCCUCUAUGCAAAGGUGUUGACUCCCCAAAUCCCCUUUUUACCCGUGGAGGGAGACCCUUAUGUAUAACAAAGAAGAAUCUAUCUCCAAACAAAGGACUAACCAUCCAUUGCUGCAAGUAAGAAGCUCUUCCUGAAAUUGGUAAUGCCUUAUUCUCUUCACUUUUCAAAAAGAAUUUUUUAAAAAAUUCCCCCUAGAUUCUCCCUACUUUCAACAUUUCUCUCCCUAUCACUCUCCAAUUAUUACCCCUACUAUUUUUCAAAAAUAAAAAAUAAAAACCCAAUCCAAACAUAGCAUUAAAUGACUUCCACACCAGUAUCAGUUUAUUUUCUUAUACUUUUGUAUGUUUGCUUGAAUCCCCUAGCCAUGGCUGUAGAUGAAAACCAGUUCGUGUACAAUGGCUUCAAUGGAGCCAAUAUUCACCUUGGUGGGAUUGCAAAAAUCCACUCCAAUGGUCUUUUGCAGCUAACCAAUUUUUCAAAGUAUCAAAUAGGUCGUGCUUUCUACAAGCAUCCUAUAGGAUUCGAUACAUCUUCGUCCAUGUUACCGCAAGCUCUUUCAUUUUCCACCCAUUUUGUGUUUGCCAUUGUUCCUGAGAUAACAAAUCUGAGAGCAAAUGGAAUAGCCUUCGCCAUCUCACCAUCCAUGGAUUUCAACCAAGCCUUAGGAGGCCAAUAUUUUGGGCUCCUUAAUUUUUCUAACAAUAGGCUCCCUUCCAACCAUCUUUUGGCAAUCGAGUUCGAUUCCCUUUUAAAUGUUGAAUUCAAUGAUACAAAUGAUAACCAUGUUGGAAUUGAUGUUAACAGCUUAGUAUCAAAUGUAUCUGCUACCGUCAUGUAUUACUCCAACAGGGAACGGAUAAACCAGAGCUUGCAACUUGUAAGCGGGAGUCCAAUGCACGUUUGGAUUGAGUAUGAUGGGUUUGAGAAUGUACUCAAUGUAACACUUGCUCCUCUUACAAGCCCCAAACCGGAUCAGUCUCUCCUGUCAACACGAAUCAAUCUUUCUUCAAUUCUAUUGGAUUCAAUGUAUGUUGGUUUCUCUGCUGCUACAGGAGCAGUUUCAGGGAACCACUAUAUUCUUGGUUGGAGCUUCAAUAAAAGUGGGAAAGCACAGGGUCUCGAAAUUUCAAAGCUUCCUUCACUUCCUCAUCGAAGAAAACCCGGUCUAGGAAUUAUAGGUCUAGGAGUUAUAGUGCCAGUGACAAUAGUAGCCAUUGGGCUCACUAUCACAAUUGCAGGGACAUUUUACGUGUUGAGGAGGAAAAAGUAUGAAGAAAUACGUGAAGAUUGGGAAAGCGAAUAUGGCCCUCAUAGGUUUUCCUAUAAGGAUCUCUUCAAAGCUACCAGAGGUUUCAUAGACGAAGAACUUCUUGGAGCAGGAGGUUUCGGUAAGGUUUAUAGAGGAGUACUUCCCUCUUCGAAGGAACAAGUUGCAGUCAAGAAAGUCUCCAAUGAUUCUAAUCAAGGGAUGAAGGAGUUUGUGGCUGAAAUUGCUAGCAUGGGAAGGCUAAGGCACAGGAACUUGGUGCAGCUCCUCGGCUAUAGCCGGCGGAAGGGAGAGCUGCUCUUGGUCUAUGAUUAUAUGCCUAACGGAAGCCUUGACAAGUUCCUAUUUAGCAAUGAAAAGCCAAUCCUCGACUGGGCACAACGUUAUCGUAUCAUCAGAGGAGUAGCAUCUGCCCUUUUGUAUCUACAUGAAGGAUGGGACCAAGUUGUUCUUCACAGAGACGUGAAGGCUAGUAAUGUUCUAUUGGACACUGAUCUAAAUGGAAGGCUAGGGGAUUUUGGUCUUGCUAGAUUAUACGAUCAUGGAGCAAACUUCAAAACUACCCAUGUGGUGGGGACAAUUGGGUACCUUGCACCAGAGCUUUCCAGAACCGGAAAGCCAACGCCAAGCACUGAUGUGUUUGCUUUCGGUGCAUUCAUACUUGAAGUAGCUUGCGGAAGGAAGCCUAUACAGCUACAACAGUCGCCUGACGAGGUGGUUUUGGUUGAUUGGGUUUUCGAGAAAUGGAAAGAGGGAGCGAUUCUCGAGACAAGUGAUCCUAGAUUGGGAGGAGAUUAUUUGGAGGAGGAAAUGGAGUUGGUUUUGAAACUAGGCCUGCUUUGCUCAAAGUCCGAUGCAGCGACAAGACCCAGCAUGCGGCAAGUGAUGCAAUACCUUGAUGGAGAUGUCCUGUUGCCGGAGAUAAUUCAUGAUAGCACAAGUAUUGGUACAAUAGGUCUUGGUAAUGAAGCAUCAUCAGAAUUUGUCAUGUCAUUUCCGUCAUCCAUUCUGAAGUCUUCUGCUCACUCCAUAUCUAGCACAGAGUCAAUACUCACUAGCGGUCGGUAAAUUUGAAAGUUUCCAGUGUCUUGGAUAAUGCUAGUUCAUGUUCUUUUUUCAUUUUUUUCCCCUGAGGAAAUGCAAGAAAUGUUAGUUUGUUAGUGUGAGUUAGAAGAUUUGAACCUAGGACUAGAUGAAUUUGGAACAGGCAUGCAACCACUUGGGCUAGCUGGCAAGUUCAUAGUUUGAAUGUGUGAGACUAAAAAGAAGGAUAGCUGAUAUUGGGUGAAGGAGACAUAAGUACUUCAAAUUUCGGUUAGGAAGACGAUUGAGUAUUACUGAUAUUUUGUAUAUACAGAAGCAUACGAAUGUUAAAUUCUGCAGCUUCUACAGCUUUCUUUGAUUUUUGCA
Molecule: messenger RNA, 2948 nt
Organism: Rhododendron vialii
Lineage: Eukaryota; Viridiplantae; Streptophyta; Magnoliopsida; Ericales; Ericaceae
Product: L-type lectin-domain containing receptor kinase SIT2-like
Exons: 1
Coding region: 570-2606 (678 amino acids)
Biological process (GO): protein phosphorylation
Cellular component (GO): plasma membrane
Molecular function (GO): ATP binding; carbohydrate binding; protein kinase activity
Source: RefSeq, a predicted model, not a curated record